AAUCUCUGCUGUUUUCGUAAGGGACCUAUGUUCUCAGGUAAAGAACUUUGAAAGAAGGAAUAGAAAAGAUGAUAAUCAAAAUUUGGCCACUAUAUAACAAUGUAGCCUUUUCCUAUGGCAUUAUGCAUUAGAAUGGAAAAAUUGACAGAAUUCUAGAAAUCAUCCUCAAUAAUUGCUUUUUCUUUCUUCCUCCUUUCAAUAGAAGUUGAAUCCUAUUAAGUCUUUCCAAAUAUCUUCUGUAUUUGUUCUGUACUCUACCUAUACAUUGGACCUUCCUCAGUUUAUAUAACUCAUCAUCAUUUUCCUGCACUGAAUUUUCUUUUUACUGAUAUUACUGCUUCAGUAUUGACCCCUGUAGUUCAUCUUUUCCUCAGUUGCCAUGACUUUUGUACCAGUUCUCCUUCCACUGCAACCCUAGUUCAGGCCACUCACAUCUCAUGCCUGUGUUAUUGUAACAUUCUCUUCCUAACCAGUCUCCCUCUUCCACUUGUGAGUAAUAAGGAUAUCAUCACAUUUUAUACAACCCUAGAAUGACAUUUCAUUUCAAUUAUAGUAACCUUCAGGUUCUUUACCAUGGCCUACAGGCUCCUUUUUGAUCUGGCCUCUGUUCAUACCUCUGACCUCAUCUCCUUCAACUUUUCUCUAAUUCAAAAAUCCCUAGAAAUACUGGCUUUCUUUUUUCUAAACCAGAAACCACAAAACUCCUUGCCAGCUGAAAGUCUUUGCCUGAAAUGUUCUUCAUGUAGUCUUUAAAGUGACUUCUUCAUUAUCAUCCGUCAGAUCUCUAUCCGAAUGACCCUCUUAAGAAGCCUUCCCUGAGUAUUCAAAUCCUCUGCCCUUUGCACGCUCCAUCUUAAUAGCAUAUUCUAUUGUUUAAUUCCUGAAAUUAUCUUGGAUAAUGUGAGUUCUGAAUUCAGUUAGGUUUCAAACAUUGACUUUUUCAGCUACUAGCUAAUGGCCUUGGGAAAAUUAUUCAAUCUCCAUUUCUUUUUCUGUAAAAUGGGAUAAUAGUACCUUAUCAGGUUGUUACAAAAAUUAAAUGACUUAAAGUCUGUAGAACAAUGCCCAGUUAAUCAUUAUUAUUAGGUGUAGGUGUAGCAAAAUCAGUACUAAGAUGUAACUUAGUUUGCCUGUUUCUGAAACCUGGUAUCUAGAACAGAGUCUGGAACUCAACAGUACUCCCUUGAUAAAUGUGUGAACAAUUGUUGCCUGACUAGUAAUGUAGGAAGGGCAGCUGUGAUUACAGACAUUCAAAUUCCAAAUGCUUUUAAACAAUGUGGAAAGAAAUUACUUCAGCUUUCUGCCAUUGGCUCCAGUUGAAGAUUCCUAAGUGCCAAAUUAUCUGCCUUUGGACAUAAAAUUUCAGUUACUGAGACUUGGAUGCAUGGGAAGUUUUAAGUCCUAAAAAAGAGAAUCAGCAUGAAGCAAACCACAGGGGAACUUGACUUCCAACCAUGUGAUUAAUAUUAGGGAUGAGAACACCAGAUCUAGAUAGAAUUGAUAGUAUUAGCCAGGUUAACUGGGUCAGAACCAGAGAGUAGGCUCCCAGCAGUGACCCAGUGAUACAGAAAAGGGCCAACUCAGGGAGCUUCCUGGGGUGGGGAUGGGCCUAACACCUUCCAGUGGUUAGAAUUGGCUCAAAAAUGUACAGAACCUGUCCGUCAAGUAAGAAGCAUUAGAUACCAUUAGCAUAUCCAUCUUGGCCUCUGCUGGAAAAGUAGGAAGCAGGAAAAAAGUCAGAGGUAGACCAUAAUUAGUUUUCAUAAAUAUUGCGCAUAUAAACAGAACAGCUCUGAUUUAGAUAAAAUUGACCACAACUCAUUUUCAUUUUGGUGCUGAGAUCUUCAUGAUAAGAUCAUGUGCCAUAUUUUGAUUUUUACUGCAUAUUAUUAGGAAAUCCAUGAAACGGAAGGGACAUUGAGGCCUCUUUUUAACUGCUUGCCUCAAAUAAAUGAUCUUACCGCAGAGUUUAAUAGACAUGUACACAAGGAAACUGUAUCUAUCAUUCCACAAUUUCCAUAUUAUCAAAUUAUAUGUCUGUACACUGUUCACUGUGUUUGUAAACCACAAUAAGUGUUAUAAGAUACUGUAUUUGGCUUUUGGCAGGCUUUUUUAUUUUUGGCGAUAGCAUCUGCUCAGGAUGUCAGAGUACAAAUUUAGAAAGGUGUAUAUAUAGCCAGCAUGUCAUCUUUUCACCAAAGGAUUUGCUUUAAAUUUCUCACGCAAAGCUACUUUUACUGGAAGAUCUUUCCAUAAAAAAUAAAUAAGAGGUAUGUGACUGAUCCUUCUAAAAGACUUGGCAUUUCAACAAAAUACAAAGCUCAGUUAAGAUGUCAAACUUGGCACAAUUUGACUCUGAUUUUUACCAAUCUAAUUUUACUAUUGAUAACCAGGAGCACAGUGGUGAUGACUCUAAUGCCUAUGGAAAUCUUUAUGGAUCUAGAAAACAACAAGCUGAACUUGGAAUCCAUUUUGAUCACAUAUGGCAAAAAACUUGGACAGUGUUAAAUCCAAUGAAGCCAGCAGAUGGCAGUAUUAUGAAUGAAACGGACCUCACUGGACCCAUUCUUUUUUGUAUAGCCCUGGGAGCCACCUUGCUUCUGGCAGGAAAAGUUCAGUUUGGUUAUGUGUAUGGCAUGAGUGCCAUUGGCUGCCUUGUGAUUCAUGCCUUACUGAAUCUGAUGAGCUCUUCAGGGGUGUCAUACGGCUGUGUGGCCAGCGUGCUGGGUUACUGCCUGCUCCCCAUGGUCAUCCUGUCUGGCUGCGCCAUGUUCUUUUCAUUGCAGGGCACCUUUGGAACCGUAUCAUCCCUGGUCAUCAUUGGCUGGUGUAGUCUCUCAGCUUCCAAGAUCUUCAUUGCAGCCUUGCACAUGGAAGGACAGCAGCUUCUUGUUGCCUACCCUUGUGCCUUACUUUAUGGACUUUUUGCCCUCCUAACAAUUUUCUAAAGAAUGUAUGAGACAGCAUUUCAAGACUCUAUUUGCUUGCUGUCCAGAUUAUUUUGGAAAUAAAUUAACAUUCAAAUUUGAUGAUAUGAUUUUUGUUUUAUUGCUUUUGAAAGAGUAAUAAGCAGAGAGACAAAGCAGCACUUAAGGGUGGUGCUCUAAUAGCCCAUUGAUUUGAAUGAUGUUUUGCUUUUGAGUUUGGUGCAUUAAAACAUUUCAAAAUACUUAAAAUAAAAAGGGAUACAGUUGCUGUACUGAUCAACCCUGCCUUUCUCAAUAGAUGUAUUUCUGAGAAACAUAAGUAAAUAAAAUCAUAUGUGUACUAAAAGGAAA
Messenger RNA from Macaca mulatta (Rhesus monkey), 3278 nucleotides. The record is from RefSeq and is a predicted model, not a curated record. Lineage: Eukaryota; Metazoa; Chordata; Mammalia; Primates; Cercopithecidae.